Molecule: messenger RNA, 4878 nt
Organism: Lampris incognitus (smalleye Pacific opah)
Lineage: Eukaryota; Metazoa; Chordata; Actinopteri; Lampriformes; Lampridae
Product: cadherin-related tumor suppressor
Exons: 3
Coding region: 1-4878 (1625 amino acids)
Biological process (GO): homophilic cell-cell adhesion
Cellular component (GO): plasma membrane
Molecular function (GO): calcium ion binding
Source: RefSeq, a predicted model, not a curated record
AUGGCGAUUCAAGGCUAUCUCGCCGUCAGCUGCGUAAGACGGGGAUUUUGUUGUGGAGUGCGAAGGCAAGCUGGACUUCUGCUCUUCCUCUUUUGCUUGGUCGAUGUAGUCACCGGUCAGAUUCGUUAUUCUAUUUCGGAGGAGAUGAAAAAGGGCUCUCUUAUCGGUAACGUAGCGCAAGACUUGGGACUGGACCUGAAACGGCUCCGAUCUGGCCGGGCCCGUAUCGUGACGGGGGACAGCGUUCAGUACGCCGAGCUGAAUGCGGACAAAGGGAUUCUAGUCGUGAACGAGAGAAUAGACAGAGAGCAGCUCUGCGGUGACGUCACGCCGUGCAGCUUCAGCUUUGAGGUGAUUUUAGAAAACCCGAUCGAGCUUCAUCGUGUGACGGUGGAAAUACUGGAUAUAAAUGACCACGCUCCCUUUUUUCCAAGUAAAGAUAUCCAAAUUGAAAUGAGCGAAUCGGCGACGAUUGGAGCGCAAUUUCCUCUUGAAAGCGCAGUUGACCCCGACGUUGGACUUAACGCCCUGCAAAAUUACAACCUGUCUCCAAACCAUCAUUUCAUUGUCAAGCAACAUGCAAACCCAGACGGAGGCAAAUACGCUGAGUUGGUGCUUCAGAGGCCGUUGGACAGAGAAUUGCAUCCCAGCAUAUCACUAAAACUUAUAGCAGUCGACGGUGGGAUCCCACCGAAAUCAGGUUCAGUAAAUAUAGAAAUUACUGUUUUAGACGCCAAUGACAAUGCUCCUGUGUUCAACCAGUCAAUAUAUAAAGCUACUGUCGCUGAAAACGCGCCUAUGGGCACCUAUAUCACCAGGGUUAACGCCAGUGACGCAGACAGUGGUUCAAACGGGCAAAUAUCAUUUAGCUUUUCUAAGCUGAGAGGCAAUACCGUUGAAUUAUUUAAUAUUGAUGAAAACACAGGGGUCAUUUCAGUUUCAGGGCUUAUGGAUUUUGAAAUACAGAGAAAAUACGAGGUAAGGUUAGAGGCAAGGGAUCGUGGUGGUUUAACAGGGACCAGUAAAGUCAUAAUUGACGUUCUUGACGUCAAUGACAACGUCCCAGUUAUAAAUAUAAUGUCUUUCUCUGAUCAUGUAAUGGAGGAUGCUCCCCUUGGCACAACUAUAGCUGUUAUUAAUGUCAAAGACAUUGACUCAGAAAGGAAUGGACAAAUUUCAUGCACAAUAGAUGGAAAGCUCCCGUUUAAAAUCCAGUCUUCAUUACCUAGCUAUUAUAAUUUGAUCUCUGAUCAGCAGUUUGAUAGAGAGACUGCCCCAGAAUAUAACAUAACCAUAACAGCUACCGAUAUGGGGUCCCCCCCGCUUUCAACUUCCAGAACAUUACACCUGAGAAUAUCUGAUGUAAAUGACAAUGCUCCAUUAUUUGAAGCACUCAAAUAUGUUGCCUACGUUAUGGAGAACAAUGCCCCUGGAACAUCCAUAUUAAGUAUCAGCGCACAUGACUCUGACUCGAAUCAAAACGCAAGAAUAUCAUAUUUCCUAGAGGAAACGCAGGUCAGUGGUACUCCAGUUUCUAAUUUCAUAACCAUAAACUCUGAAACUGGAGUUUUGCAUGCAGUGCGCUCAUUUGAUUAUGAGCAAAUUAAACAACUGCAGGUAGUUGUUAAAGCGCAAGAUGGAGGCUCUCCUCCACUCAGUAGCAACGUGACUGUGAAAAUAAUGAUCCAGGACCAGAACGACAACGCCCCUCAGGUUCUGUACCCAGUCCAGACCAGCAGCUCUCUGGUGGCUGAAAUGGUGCCUCGUUCAGCAGAUGUGGGCUAUCUGGUGACUAAAGUGGUGGCUGUUGAUGUGGACUCUGGACAGAAUGCCUGGCUCUCCUAUAAGCUGCAGAAAGCCACAGACAGGGCGCUGUUUGAAGUGGGCUUACAGAAUGGGGAAAUAAGAACUAUCCGCCAAGUCACUGAUAAAGAUGCUGUGAAACAAAGGCUGACUGUUGUAGUGGAGGACAACGGGCAGCCCUCUCGUUCAGCUACAGUCAAUGUUAACGUGGCGGUGGCGGACAGCUUCCCUGAAGUGCUCUCGGAGUUCACUGACUUUACGCACGACAAGGAGUACAAUGACAACCUGACUUUUUACUUAGUCUUGGCUUUGGCUGUAGUGUCCUUUCUCUUCAUCACCUGCUUAGUGGUCAUCAUAUCAGUGAAGAUAUACAGAUGGAGACAGACUCGCAUCCUCUAUCAUUCCAGUCUGCCGGUGAUUCCCUAUUAUCCACCACGUUACUCAGACACUUUGGGGACAGGGACUCUCCAGCACGUGUACAAUUACGAGGUGUGCAGGACGACUGACUCCAGAAAAAGUGACAUCAAAUAUAUGCAGCCAAUGAGUCAAAGUUUGGUGAGCGUUAACGGAGCUGAGACUGACACUCUGCAGAGGGAGAAGGAAUCUGACGCGAUACUCUCCCCGGUAAGCGGAUUUGGGUUAAGUACAAUGAUUUUGAUGUGCGCGACGCGCCGCCGUUACGGACGGCAAAUGCUGGUUUUCAUUCUUUGUCUCGUCGCUCUACAUUCAGUGGCUGGCCAGGCUCGAUACUCCGUACCGGAGGAACAGGCAGUGGGGACAUUUGUUGGAAACCUUGGUAGAGAUUUAGGUCUGGAUGUGGCGAGGCUCGUAUCAGGAAAAGCGCGUAUUAUAACGAAAGGAGGUCGACAGUACGUUGAUUUAAUCCGCGACAAAGGCACUCUCGUUGUUAAAGAGCGCAUCGACCGAGAGGAGCUGUGUGGACAGACUACGCCUUGCAGCUUCAGCUUCGAGGUGAUCAUAGAAAAUCCAAUCCAGCUGUAUCGGGUUACGGUGGAAGUAGUAGACAUAAACGAUAACCGUCCGUCUUUCCCCAAGGACGAAAUAAAGCUGAAAAUUGUCGAAAAUGCUGCAAGGGGGACGCGCUUUUCUCUGGAGAGUGCAGACGACCCCGACGUUGGACUCAAAGAUAUUCAGAAAUACGAACUGAAACCGUCAGAUAAUUUCAAAUUGGAGGUUCACAGCCAACCCGACGGAGGGAAAUUUAUCGAAAUGGUUUUGCAAAACCCAUUAGACAGAGAGAAAGAGGAGACUCACGAACUCGUGCUGAUCGCUACAGACGGGGGCGAACCGCGUCGGUCGGGGACGGCCCGCAUACACAUUACUGUACUGGACGCCAAUGAUAACGCGCCAGUGUGUGGCCAGCCUGUCUACAAAGCCGAUGUUAAGGAGAACUCUCUAGAAGGCACAGUGGUCACCACGGUUAGUGCAAAUGACGCAGAUAAGGGACUUAAUGGUGAAGUAACCUUCUCUAUCGCCCAUGUUGCCAGAGAGGCGAAGGAGCUGUUUGAAUUGAACGUCAACACCGGAGAGAUUAGAGUCGCCGGCAAGCUAGAUUUCGAAAAGUCGAAGACGUAUCAGCUAAACGUCCAGGCUAGUGAUCAUGGGGGAUACACGGAUACUUGCAAAGUCAUUAUCCAAAUAGUAGACGAGAACGAUAACGUCCCCACAAUAGAGCUCAUGUCAUUUUCCAGUUCUAUUCCUGAGGACUCGCCGCCUGGUACGACGGUAGCGGUGGUUAACGUGGAUGACGCAGACUCUGACGGCGGUGGCAACGUCAAGUGUUCCAUCAAUUCUGAUGUUCCCUUUAAAACCGAGUCUUCUCUACCAGGGUAUUAUACCAUCGUUACUGAAAGCCUGUUAGACAGAGAGACUAUUCCCGAAUACAAUAUAACUAUUACGGUUUCUGACGAAGGCUCCCCGCCACUCUCCAGUAGUAAACACAUCAACGUCAAAGUAUCAGACGUGAAUGACAGCCCACCCAAGUUUGAUAGAACAGCAUACAGCAAGACCUUACCAGAGAACAACUCACCUGGCUUCUCCAUAUUUGCUGUAAACGCGAGAGACGCUGACUGGGGACAGAAUGCCCGGGUAUCGUACUUUCUAGACGAGAGAGAAAUCAACGGGGUGAAUGUUGCUUCUUUCGUGUCAGUUAAUUCUGACAGCGGUGUGAUACAUGCAGUGAGAUCGAUGGAUUAUGAACAGAUCAAGUGGUUUGAGUUUAAUGUCACUGCUCGCGAUGGAGGCUCUCCUCCACUCAGUUCGGUUGCUACUGUACGAAUAAUGAUCCAGGACCAGAACGACAACGCCCCUCAGGUUCUGUAUCCGGUCCAGACCAGCAGCUCUCUGGUGGCUGAAAUGGUGCCUCGUUCAGCAGAUGUGGGCUAUCUGGUGACUAAAGUGGUGGCUGUUGAUGUGGACUCUGGACAGAAUGCCUGGCUCUCCUAUAAGCUGCAGAAAGCCACAGACAGGGCGCUGUUUGAAGUGGGAUUACAGAAUGGGGAAAUAAGGACUAUCCGCCAAGUCACUGAUAAAGAUGCUGUGAAACAAAGGCUGACUGUUGUAGUGGAGGACAACGGGCAGCCCUCUCGUUCAGCUACAGUCAAUGUUAACGUGGCGGUGGCGGACAGCUUCCCUGAAGUGCUCUCGGAGUUCACUGACUUUACGCACGACAAGGAGUACAAUGACAACCUGACUUUUUACUUAGUCUUGGCUUUGGCUGUAGUGUCCUUUCUCUUCAUCACCUGCUUAGUGGUCAUCAUAUCAGUGAAGAUAUACAGAUGGAGACAGACUCGCAUCCUCUAUCAUUCCAGUCUGCCGGUGAUUCCCUAUUAUCCACCACGUUACUCAGACACUUUGGGGACAGGGACUCUCCAGCACGUGUACAAUUACGAGGUGUGCAGGACGACUGACUCCAGAAAGAGUGACUGUAAGUUCGGCGGAACCGGUAGUCAGAACGUGCUGAUAAUGGACCCCAGUUGUACAGGGACGAUGCAGCGGAUCCAGAAUGAAAAGAACAUCCUGGAUGAGCCAGACUCUCCUGUAGAGUUGGUCUAA